AACGAGGAGCUUCUCUGCUGCUGCCCUCUUGUGUCUGAAAAAAGCAGUACUACUCGUCGGCCAGUAAAUCCUAACACAUCUGAUGAUGAUGAUGACGCUGCGGAAGCAGGUCCAUCAAAAGAAGUAUGGAGUAGCAGAAGUGGCUCUUCUGUAAGACUUAACCACAAGAAACCUGUGGCGGAAAAGAAAGCAAGGUCGUCUGUCCCGCCACAAACACAGCAGGCUACCCCGCCACGAAGAUUAUCGUCCGUAUGUUCGGUCCCCCCACUCCAAAUUUUGAACACACCUCCAAGACGUCAUCCACACUCCCCUCAUCUUGAUUCUUCGAGUCCUGGGAACAGCAUCCCUCCGCAACAACAGCAACACAGUGACAUGGAGGAGACAAACAUCUUAGAAAUGCAGCCAUUAAUGCAAAGAAUGAGCCCCCCAGCACCUGUGAGUACACCACCACAGCAAAGCACACCACAACCACAACACAGCCCAACAACACCAGGAACACAAGGCCCUGAUCAGGUGUUUUGGACUAUUUGGGCUAGACAGCAGGCCACUAAUGAAGAUUGCCUGCGUAAGCAGACACAAAUGUUUGCAAGCCUACCAUCUCACCUCAGAAGAAUCUCAAGAAAUCUGAGUCAACAAUAUGAGCAAACAACCAGAAUAGGCAAUACCAUGGAAGUCAUGCGUACAGACAUUACACAGAUCAUGGGCAACUUACAGCGCAUAAUGGAAGAACAGCACAGACUAAUGGAAGAACAGCACAGACAACAGCAAAGUUAUAUGAGCAUUUUUCAAAACAGUCAAAAGAUUAAUGAAAGUUUAAUCAGAAUAGUAGACAAUCAAAAUGCUGCUACACGUGAACUCAAUGCCACCCUCACUAACCUGAAUGAAACUCUCAGAUGCAUGCACCAACAGCAAACAACCAGCAGUUCUGGUACGACUACUCCAAAUAUCACACCAGUCUCAUCACCACCAAGACGGUCCACCAGAGCACGCCAACAUGACAGUGCUAAAGGCAAAGGCCAGGACAAGCAGCCACCCAAAAAAACGUAAAAAAACAAGUUAGACAUUUGUGAUAAUUAACACAAAAUAGUUUGCAAGUGUUUUUGAUGGUUUACAAAAUAUCACACUUAGCUCCUUGACCCUUUUUUUAACAUCAUUAAUUAAAAGUGGGCCAAAAUAAUUGGGGGGAAAAGUACGCACAUUUAUUCCUUUUCUUCUUUUUAGGGUAUUGGAGGAGGAAAAUGUUGAUGUAGCCACACAUACAUGUUAGCAGGAAGUAAACUGACCACUUGAUUUUUUUCUAAUCAUUACUCUUUCUAGAUUCCAAUCAUUCUCUUUGCCUGCAGAUACAAUAAUUGCCUGCCAGGCAGAAUGUCUUUAGCAGGAAAUAAACUGACCACUUGAUUUUUUUCUAAUCAUUACUCUUUCUAGAUUCCAAUCAUUCUCUUUGCCUGCAGAUACAAUAAUUGCCUGCCAGGCAGAAUGUCUUUAGCAGGAAGUAAACUGACCACUUGAUUUUUUUCUAAUCAUUACUCUUUCUAGAUUCCAAACAUUCUCUUUGCCUGCAGAUACAAUAAUUACCUGCCAGGCAGAAUGUCUUUAGCAAGAAGUAAACUGACCACUUGAUUUUUUUCUAAUCAUUACUCUUUCUAGAUUCCAAUCAUUCUCUUUGCCUGCAGAUACAAUAAUUGCCUGCCAGGCAGAAUGUCUUUAGCAGGAAGUAAACUGACCACUUGAUUUUUUUUCUAAUCAUUACUCUUUCUAGAUUCCAAUCAUUCUCUUUGCCUGCAGACAAUCCAAAUUACAAUGUUAGUGAUACAUAUCUUAGCUAUCUUAUCUAUACAACAUUACAAGAUGAACUCAAUUGAGUGGCGUAAAAAGCUUGUAAUAUGUUGCCUUUGUUUUGUUUGUAAAACAUUGUCCAAAUGAAUGUCAGUAUUGUUGGGACAUGUUUGUGUGUGUUUAAAAUUAUUAGGCAUGUUUUU
This is a messenger RNA of Pseudophryne corroboree (corroboree frog), 1982 nucleotides long. RefSeq lists its product as uncharacterized. The record is from RefSeq and is a predicted model, not a curated record. Lineage: Eukaryota; Metazoa; Chordata; Amphibia; Anura; Myobatrachidae. The transcript is spliced from 4 exons. Bases 373 to 1047 code for a protein of 224 amino acids.